CUUAUAAUCAAAUAAUUUAAUGUUUGCUAAAAAAAAAAUUAAUGUACAAAAUGAGAAUUAAAUACCAAUUUACCACUCACUCACAUAGGCACAGCCAAGCAGCGGCAGGGAGACCAGAAUUAACGAUGAAACGAUUCUUUCAACCAAUUCAGAAAGAUGGUCCCUCUAAGAAACCCGCGCUUUCUCCUUCAGCGAAAGACGGCGAAGAAGCCGCCGCGACGGCCACCGCAGAUCCAAACUCGGCCGUCGCCGGCGAGAAUCAAAAGAGAGACCCCACCAAGUUCCUGACAUGGAAUGCCAACAGCUUUCUGCUGCGGAUCAAGAACAACUGGCCCGAGUUCACCCAGUUCGUGGAGUCUCUUGACCCCGACGUCAUUGCCAUUCAGGAAGUUAGGAUGGCUGCAGCAGGUCCCAAGGGGGCACCAAAAAAUCCAAGAGAGAUUAAAGAUGACACGAACGCAUCCCGUGAAGAAAAACUGAUAAUUACACGUGCUUUAUCAAGUCUACCAUUCAAAAAUUAUGAUGUUUGGUGGUCUCUUUCUGAUUCAAAGUAUGCUGGAACUGCUUUGUUGGUUAAAAAGUGUUUCCAACCAAAGGUCUCUUUCUCACUUGAUGGAACAGGUUCAAAGCAUGAACUCGAUGGCCGAGUUAUUUUGGCUGAAUUUGAGACAUUCAAACUGUUAAACACGUAUGUGCCAAACAAUGGAUGGAAAGAAGAGGAAUCUUCAUUUCCAAGAAGAAGAAAGUGGGACAAAAGAAUGCUUGAGUUUGUUACGCAGGCUUCUAGCAAACCUCUUAUUUGGUGUGGUGAUCUUAAUGUAAGUCAUGAAGAAAUUGAUGUCAGUCAUCCAGAUUUUUUUGCCGCUGCAAAGCAAAAUGGGUAUGUUCCGCCUAAUAAAGAGGACUUUGGGCAGCCUGGAUUUACGUUGGCCGAAAGGAGGCGAUUUGGUACCAUUUUAAAAGAAGGAAAGCUAGUGGAUGCAUAUAGAAUCCUACACAAGGAUAAAGACAUGGAAUCCGGCUUCUCAUGGUCAGGAAAUCCAAUCGGGAAGUAUCGCGGGAAAAGGAUGAGAAUAGACUAUUUCAUUGUCUCGGAAGAACUGAAAGAUAGGAUUUUAUCAUGCGAGAUGCAUGGUCGAGGGAUUGAAUUGAAAGGUUUUUAUGGUAGUGACCAUUGCCCUGUUUCCCUUGAGCUAUGUGGGACUACCCCAAAUGUGGAACAAGGUCUAAGCAGUCCAAAAGAUAGCUGAUUCUGNCCCCCCCCCCCCCCCUAGCCCACAAGCCUCUUUUUUGGGGCUAUGAAUUACCUCUUCACAUUGCACUUCACUAAUUUGAAGAGUAUUUAAAUUCGGAGAAGACCGGGCAGACCAGCUUGACUCAUUGGAUUGCAAACCGUCCAUGGUUCUGGUCCGGUCAAAUGUGUAAACUCGUCUUCUAGAAAACCGCCGAGACCCAUUUUGACCCGGCAAAUCCGAGGAUUUGGUCCCGGUUCUUUUUUUGGCUUCCUAAAAUUUUACUGUAAUAGGUAUUGAAUUCAUGACCCUCCUUGA
Messenger RNA from Cuscuta campestris, 1550 nucleotides. The record is from the annotation of a GenBank genome assembly. Lineage: Eukaryota; Viridiplantae; Streptophyta; Magnoliopsida; Solanales; Convolvulaceae.